AUGGCCCACCAGCUGCUGAAUGUGGACAACCGGGUGGACCGCUCCAGCGCAACGGGUGGACCAGCAUCGCGGGGUAACCCCGCUGCUGAAUGUGGCCUUGGGUGGACGCAUCUGCCGGGUGGUGGAUACACCGAUGAUGUAUGUUUCUACUUCUGCUCACCCGGCCUACACACGUCAUGCUCACCCGGCCACGCGUCAUGCUCACCCUGCCCACACACGUCGUGCUCAUCCAGCUACCACACGCCAUGCUCACCCAGCCCACACGCCAUACUCGCCGGCACACGCCAUGCUCCGCCACCCGGCUUGCUCAUCCGACCCACGCCAUGCUCACCCGGCCCCCACGCCAUGCUCACCCAAUACGCCGUGCGCUCACCCUGCCCGCCGUGCUCACCCAGCCCACACGCCAUGCUCACCCGGUACGCCAUGCUCCACCCAGCCACGCCAUGCUCACCCAGCCAACACGCCAUGUCACCCGGGGCCACACACGCCAUGCUCUCGGCCCCACCGCCAUGCUCACCAGCCCCACCGUCAUGUCACCCGGCCCACGCCAUUCACGCAGCCACACACGCCAUGCUCCACCAUUCCGCUCACCCGGCCCGUAUGUCACCGGCCCUCACCGGCCCACACGCCAUGCUCACCAGCACACGCCAUGCUCACCGGCCCCUGCACGCCAUGCUCACCCCAGCCACGCCAUGCUCACCCAUUACCGCCAUGCUCAUGGCCCAACGCCAUGCUCACCAGCCCACGCCAUGCUCACCCGGCCCAACACGCCAUGCUCACCGGCCACGCCAUGCUCACCAGCCCACACGCCAUGCUCACGGCCACGUCAUGCUCACCGGCCACGCCAUGCUCACCCAGCCCACGCCAUGCUCACCAGCCCACACACGCCAUGCUCACCCUGCCCACACGCCGUGCUCACCUGCCCCCACCGCCAUGCUCACCCAGCCACACGCCAUGCUCACCCAGCCCACACGCCAUGCUCACCCAGCCCACACACGCCAUGUUCACUUGGCCCACCGCCAUGCUCACCCAGCCCACACACGCCAUGCUCACCCGGCCCCACCGCCUGCUCACCGCCCCACGCCAUGUCACCAGCCACCGCUGCUCACCCGGCCCACACGCCAUGCUCACCAGCCCCACACGCCAUGCUCACCUGCCCCACACGCCAUGCUCACCAGCCCACACACGCCAUGCUCACCCAGCCCACACACGCCAUGCUCACCCACUAACACAGCGCAGAAUGCAUCCCUGCCAUCGCCCAGCCACCCUAG
Molecule: messenger RNA, 1271 nt
Organism: Homarus americanus (American lobster)
Lineage: Eukaryota; Metazoa; Arthropoda; Malacostraca; Decapoda; Nephropidae
Product: vegetative cell wall protein gp1-like
Exons: 2
Source: RefSeq, a predicted model, not a curated record